Molecule: messenger RNA, 1489 nt
Organism: Dissoconium aciculare CBS 342.82
Lineage: Eukaryota; Fungi; Ascomycota; Dothideomycetes; Mycosphaerellales; Dissoconiaceae
Product: ATP12-domain-containing protein
Exons: 1
Coding region: 20-1132 (370 amino acids)
Biological process (GO): mitochondrial proton-transporting ATP synthase complex assembly
Cellular component (GO): mitochondrion
Source: RefSeq, a predicted model, not a curated record
ACAAGUAUUCAUCAACAACAUGGAGAAAUCACUCCUCUUGGCGUCCUGCAGGAUGCGGAUUCUUCAGACGCAAUGGUUGGUAGCGCAACCUGUGCGACUCUCAGUUUGCAGGCGAUGUCAACUACAUACUACCGCUGGCUACAGCGCCUUGCCCAACAACCUCCCAGCAUUUGCAGGUCCCCCGCCAGAGGCACCUCAAGCUUCCGUCUCAUAUCCCCUGGGCCGUAUUGCACGGAGGAAGCAGCAGGCUGAAAGCCUACGCCGGGGUCAGAAUAUCAAGGAUGCCAAAUCCGAAACCCUCUUAUCACGACGUUUCUGGCGGGAAGUCUCGGUCAAGGAGAACGAAAAGGGCGAUCUACAGGUCCUGCUGGAUAAGCGACCGGUGCGCCUGGCCUCAAAGGAGCCAUUGGCUUUACCGAAGACGAAGCGCGCGCUCGCCACCGCCAUAGCUAUCGAGUGGGACUCUCUCAUCACAUCGCAACAAGCACUCAAACACCACUACAUUCCGCUCACCUCAUUAACCUCAAGAGCCUUGGACAUUCAGAGCGCAGAUGAGCAAGGACACAGUAUUAUCCGUGAGCAGCUACAGCAAAUGCUGAUGCGCUACCUCGCCACGGAUACGUUGCUCUGCUGGGCGCCAGAGACAAAUCUUCACGAUCCGCUGGAGACCCAGAAGGACGGCGGCUUUAGUCUUCGACAAAGUCAGAAGGCUGCCGCUGAACCAAUCAUCGCUUACCUUGCCACACAUAUCUUCCCCGGAGUGGAGAUAAUCCCUGUGCUUGGGGCUGACAGUAUCGUGCCAGCGCGACAGCCGCAACUCACGCAGGAUGUGAUCCGCGGCUGGAUUGCAGGUUUGCCAGCAUUUGAAUUGGCUGCAUUGGAACGUGGUGUCCUGGCGACCAAGAGUUUGCUUGUUGCGGCGCGUGUCCUGGUAGCAUAUAGCACACAUUGGCAGCAACUCAGACAGCAAGAACCGAAAAGCCAUCGAUUCGGUAUUGAGGAGGCGGCAGAGGCAGCGACGCUCGAAGUCGCGCAUCAAACGCAGCAAUGGGGUGAGGUGGAGGAUACCCACGACGUGGAAAAGGAGGAUCUUCGAAAGCAACUAGGCAGUGCUAUCUUGCUUGUGAGCUGAAGUCUUUUGACAAGUGUCCCGGGAUCACACACACAUAUUUCACAGUGUGUGACUCGGGCGUUGCAGAAUCACCUUUCUGGUAAGAUUCGCCUCAUGCAUCCUCUAAAUACCACCAAUGGAUGUUGCGUGACAAGCUCGUGCGGGCAACCAUGUACAUCAACAACAAGCACCAUGAAAAUUCCAGCGGUAUGCUUCGCCAAACUCCAGGCAGUCUAUCACACAUUGCAGCAAGUUCGAAACGCAGAGAACCUUAAAUGUUUUACUUGACAACCCGGUGCCAAAAUUGGCAAGACAACGCGGGUAUUGAAUCAGACAGGCUUAACAUCUAGAAAUUGUCCCUCCAAUAUUGAUACGAUA